AAGCUAGCCCAACUUUUAAAGAAUGCAUAUUGAAUAUAUUUAGGCCCAUUUAUAUCUUCCUCAAGACCCAUAUUUAAUUUCCGGCAAGGAAGACAAACAAAUAACAUACUCAACCUCCAACUAUAUUUCCCCACGGCCACGUGCCAAAAAUCCACUGAUUCAUCAGUGACGUCUAGUGCCUUCACCUUCACGUAACAACAGAAAUUAAUCCAGUGAGGCAUUAUUGAAGUAUGCAACUCUUUUUAUUUCAAGCUACACAAUCAUAUGUUAAAAUCGAAAACUAUAUAUAGAGAUAAUUGAUUACUCCUUGGAAAUAGGAAUUAAUAAUAAUCUGAACAAAAACAUAAUAAAAUAAAAUUGAUGAAUUCGGUUAGGAGUUGGAGGUUGUACGUAUGUGUACGCAUGUCAAAAACUCGUUAAAAUAUCAUACAAUUCUCUAUAUAAUAUAAUGUCCCGACGCGUACUCUUAAUUACUAACUUCUAGGCCAAACACGUGUGCAUCACUAAAGCCAUAUCACGUCUUUUUUUUGUACAUCUCCUACCUAACUGCAUCAUCAAGAAACACCAACAACUUUUGUUAGGACCGAUUAAUCACAAACCGGUGUGAUUACAAGAUUCACUGUCUUUGAUUUCUGUAUUUGAAGAAGGAUAUAGAGAAUGGUGUGUUUCUGUUUCUUGGUGGACCAGAAGAGAAAGAUGAAAGCAAGCAAACCAGCGGCGGGAAUGUGUUCUCGGUGCGGUCGUGGUGCAAGAAUCGCUGACAUGAAGACUUCAACGAGGUUUUGUCUAAUACCUAUUUAUUGCAGAUCUUGGAGAGCCAUCGUCUGCAGCUUUUGCGGCUCUGUUCUUAAAUCCUACCGUUGAUAUUUCAUUUACACCAUUUUUAUAUCCCUCUUUUCCAGUUUUAGUGUCGUGUAUUGGCCUGGGUUUUACAAUGGGCUUAUAUUGUCGUUUAAUGGUAAUAUUGUAUUAAAAAUGAGAAUUUCAAACAUAUUUGAUUUUCACCUGUAAUUUGUAAAAUUUAAUUAUUUUUACCAACCAUAACAAUUUGUUGGGAACGCGCUA
Brassica rapa (field mustard) is the source of this 1065-nucleotide messenger RNA. RefSeq lists its product as uncharacterized. NCBI's taxonomy places the organism in Eukaryota, Viridiplantae, Streptophyta, Magnoliopsida, Brassicales, Brassicaceae. The record is from RefSeq and is a predicted model, not a curated record.